AUGGCGGUGCGGGGCCUCCGUGCGGCGCUCGGGGCGGUGCGGCCACGCGGGACGGGCUGCGCUGCGGGAUUGAGAUCGGCCUCGAAGCCCUCCGAGCCCGGCCCUGAACCGCCGGGGCCCGUGACAGCGGCUCUCUACGUGCACUGGCCCUACUGCCGCAAGCACUGCUCCUACUGUAGCUUCAACAAGUACGUGGUGCCGGCUGUGGACGAGGCGGCCGUGCGUGCCUGUCUGGUGCAGGAGACGCAAACCCUGCUGCGCCUCGGCCAUGUGCAAAGCGUCACCUCCGUCUUCUUUGGUGGAGGCACCCCCAGCCUGGCCGCCCCGCACACCAUCGCCGCCGUGCUGGAGGCGGCUGCGGAGGUCGCUCAUCUCCCUGCUGGAGCCGAGGUGACGCUAGAGGCCAACCCCAGCUCCGCUGACCCCGCGCGCCUCGCUGGCUUCAGGGCGGCCGGCGUCAACCGCCUGUCCCUGGGCGUCCAGUCCCUGGACGACGCUGAACUGCGGCUGCUGGGCCGGGAGCACACGGCGGCGGAGGCGCGGGCGGCGGCGGAGGCGGCACGGAAGCUCUUUCCUGGCCGCGUCUCCCUCGACCUCAUCUUUGGGCUGCCGGGGCAGAGCCGCGAGGCCUGGGCACGCGGCCUGGAGGCGGCGCUGGGGCUGUGUGACGACCACUUGGCCCUGUACCAGCUGACUCUGGAGCGGGGCACGGCGCUGGAGGCCCAGGUGCGGCGGGGGGUCCUGCCUGAGCCCCCCGAGGACCUGCUGGCCGAUUUGUACCUGAGCGCCCGCGCCACGCUGGCGGCCGCCGGCUUCCACCAGUACGAGGUCUCCAAUUUUGCCAGGAAGGGCGCCCGCAGCACCCACAACCUCUCCUACUGGCGGGCCGAGCAGUACGUGGGCGUGGGGCCAGGGGCGCACGGCCGCUUCGUGCCGUGGGGAGAGGGCGGCCGCCUGCGCGAGGCACGCGUGCAGACGCCGCACCCUGACACGUGGAUGCGGGAGGUGCGGAGCUGCGGGCACGGCACCCGGCGGCGGGCGGCGCUGAGCCCGCUGGAGCUGCUGCAGGAGGUGCUGGCGCUGGGACUGCGCACGGACGAGGGCGUCACGCAACAGCGCUGGGGGCUCUUCUCCCCCCGCCUGAGCCUGGAGGCCGCGUUCGGGGCGUCGGGGGAGGCGAGAGAGCUGCAGGAGCGGGGCUGGCUGCGGCUGAACGGGCGGGCGCUGCGCUGCACGCCCGCCGGGCUGCCCCUGCUGGACUCGCUGCUGCCCGCGCUGCUGUGCCAACUGCGGCGCCGCUGGAACGCGGUGGAGGAGGAGGACGGCGGGGGACGGGGAUCGCGCUGAGACCUUGCCGCGGCUGCGGGCAAUAAACGCCGUGAAACGCCGAUUGUGGGGCCGAGGGAACGGAGGAGCGCGAGGCGCGGCCCGGGUGCCGGAUGUUGCCGUUGUAGCUGCUGAAGAGUCAGAUAAUCUCAGCACCACCACAUCGGGUUCGGACAGACACCAAAAGCGAGCUGAGGGUCACAGAGCAACUUGCCUCGUUGAACACGUAGGGCAUAAAAUAGCAAUGAAGGCUACAACGAUGUAACCGUCCACAAAGCCUCUGCUGUCUGUCUGUCAAGCCGAAGGAGCGGAGCCCGGCGCUCCCCGCAGAGCCCCGACCCGCGCUGUGCCCGCUGCGGAGCGGCGAUGUCCG
This is a messenger RNA of Lagopus leucura (white-tailed ptarmigan), 1699 nucleotides long. RefSeq names its product radical S-adenosyl methionine domain containing 1 (gene RSAD1). Gene Ontology annotation, biological process: porphyrin-containing compound biosynthetic process. Lineage: Eukaryota; Metazoa; Chordata; Aves; Galliformes; Phasianidae. The record is from RefSeq and is a predicted model, not a curated record. Gene Ontology annotation, cellular component: cytoplasm. The coding region runs from base 1 to 1347 and encodes 448 amino acids. Gene Ontology annotation, molecular function: 4 iron, 4 sulfur cluster binding; coproporphyrinogen oxidase activity. The transcript has 10 exons.